GGGGCGGUGCUCCCGCCUGCCGGGCUCGGGGCACUACCCUCCCACCGCCUCGCUGACCUCCUGCCGGCCCGCCCGGCCCGCUGGGCCCAGUUGGCCGCCUCCCGGAGCCGCGGGAGCCGGAGAUGGAUUUGCGGGCAUGGAGAGCGUGUGGAAGGACCGAGUUCUUGUUGGCAGAGGAGGUUGGCUGCUGAGCCAGGGCGUGUCUCCAGGAGCCCUGCCAGGCUGCCUGGAUCCCCACCUCGCCACCAUGGGCCGGCCAGGCUGACCAGCCAGUUUCUGCUGGAGGCUCCUGAUAUCACCUGGGGAGAUGACGUCCAGGCCCCCCGACUGCCUGCUGCGGCUGCUCCGGGGUGCCCCGAGGCAGCGGGUCUGCACCCUGUUCAUCAUCGGCUUCAAGUUCACGUUUUUGGUCUCCGUCAUGGUCUACUGGCACAUUGUGGGAGAGCCCGGGGGCCAAGGGCAGUUCUCUAACCUGCCUGCUGACAUACCCUGCCCGCGCUUGGUCCCCCACACGCCGCCCUCCGGCACCCCACCUCCCGGCAACAUCUUCUUCCUGGAGACCUCCGACCGGACGGACCCCAACUUCCUGUUCAUGUGCUCAGUGGAGUCAGCAGCCAGGGCCCAGCCUGAGUCCCGGGUGGCGGUCCUGAUGAAGGGGCUGCCCGGCGGGAACGCCUCCCUGCCCCGGCACCUGGGCCUCUCGCUUCUGGGCUGCUUCCCCAACGUCCAGAUGCUCCCGCUGGACCUGCAGGAGCUGUUUCGGGACACGCCCCUGGCAGCCUGGUACGCGGCCCUGCAGCGGCGGUGGGAGCCCUACGUGCUGCCCGUGCUCUCCGAUGCCUCCAGGAUUGCACUCAUGUGGAAGUUCGGAGGCAUCUACCUGGACACGGACUUCAUCGUCCUCAAGAGCCUGGGGAACCUGACCAACACGCUGGGCACCCAGUCCCGCUAUGUCCUCAACGGCGCCUUCCUGGCCUUCGAGCGCCACCACGAGUUCAUGGCGCUGUGCAUGCGCGACUUCGUGGCCCACUACAACGGCUGGAUCUGGGGCCACCAGGGCCCGCAGCUGCUCACGCGGGUCUUCAAGAAGUGGUGCUCCAUCCGCAGCCUGGGCGAGAGCCACGCCUGCCGCGGCGUCACCACCCUGCCCUACGAGGCCUUCUACCCCAUCCCCUGGCAGAACUGGAAGAAGUACUUCGAAGACGUCAGCCCCGAGGAGCUGUCCCGGCUGCUCAACGCCACCUACGCUGUCCACGUGUGGAACAAGAAGAGCCAGGGCACGCGCUUCAAGGCCACGUCCAGGGCACUGCUGGCCCAGCUCCACGCCCGCUACUGCCCCACGACGCACAAGGCCAUGAAGCUUUACUUGUGAGGGGCCUGGCUGGCUCCCUCCGUGCCCCCGGCGUCCUGAAGGAAAGGGAUCGGCCACCUUCCUGGGGAGACCUGAGCUGCUGCAGCCCGGGAUCUGGGGCAGAGGCAGCGGGGAGGGCGGGGAACUGUCGGCCCAAGAGCUGCUACCGGAAGGCGUGCUGUGGGCCCCGGGACCUGCUCCCUUCAAGCUAGCGGGAGGCUGGUGGGCCUGGUCGCCCCUACCCCCUAGGCCAGUGCACUGUCACAGGGCAGAGGCGACCAGUGGUGGGGGAAGGGUGCCCAGCCAGAAUCAGCUGGAGUGCACCGGGUAAGCAUCCGGGCUCUUGUAGACAACAGGCAAGCCUGGCAAGUACGAAAGCGUCUUCCAGGGCAGCGCGGGAAGCAGGCAGGCUGGGGCUCAAGUGCCCACGAGGGGGGCACGGAGACGCCCAAGGAAAGGGGGUAGGAAGGAGGGAGAGGAGGCCGCUUGUGGGGUAGCCAGAAAGCACACCCAGCUUCGUGAGCCCAAGGGGUGGGGUGCUUUUGGGGUUUGGGUUUCUUUUUCAGGGGGGCCGAGGCCGGCAGAGCUGGCCUGGGGAGCUCUUUGGGGGAGGGCCUGCCUGCCCACCUCAUCCUUCUUUCCAGAAAUGUUGCAGGAGUGACACGUGCCAGCUGCCCACUCACGGGCAGGGGCCCUAGAGUUCUUGUGGCUCAGGAAAAGCAUUUUAAAGGAAACACCCCUUACCCUACCCACAACAAACACAAUAAAAGUGAGAAUAAUAAAUACAAUAUUUAGUGCUUUUUGCUUGAUGAUAUACAUUCAUUCUCACUGUUGGCCUCACCCUGCAGCUGAGGAGGCAGCUGGGGCUGGCGGUGGUGGUGGUGGGGACGGUGAGGUCACGCAGCCUGCCUAGGUCAGGGGGGCCCGGGGGCCUGGCCGCUGGGCAGGCUCACGGCCCCGGUGCCGGAGAGCGACUGCGGUGGGGAAUGGGAGAAGCCUGCUUCCCACCUCCCUUUUCAAGGCUCACAGACAGCCUCAGUCAGGCCCCAUGCCCGCCCCCACCCCAUAAUGAGCCUGAAUCUGUUCUAAACUGAGCCAAAUACGGAGCCCACCACCAGACUGGGGGCGUGUACCUCCAAGCUUAGAGGAGGCCCAGGGGGGGUGGUGUGAGGCCUGUGGGAUCUCUCCUGCCUCACCCUGGCUGUCUGGCAGAGAACCUAGGAGAGACAGAAGUACCGUGCCGGCAGCCCCAGGGAUGGGCAGAGGAAAAUCUGCUCCUUGCAGGGUGAGGCCCCAGCUGGUUUGUGUUGAGGACGGAAGCUGCCUGUGAGCUGGGCGUUCCGCCAGGCUGGAGAAGCCCUCCCUGUAGGAAGCUAGGAUGGGCGAUGCUGUCAGAAACUCUGGGCCUCAGCAGGCUGCUCUGUGGCAGCCGAGGGGGAGGUGUUUAGAGGCCUCUGGAUUCUGCCAGCAGAAGGUCUCGGGCAGGACUGCCCUUGGUGGCGCAGUGGUUAAGAAUCCGCCUGCCAACACAGGGGAC
Balaenoptera musculus (blue whale) is the source of this 2888-nucleotide messenger RNA. It is a transcript of the gene A4GALT, whose product is annotated as alpha 1,4-galactosyltransferase (P blood group). The coding region runs from base 308 to 1372 and encodes 354 amino acids. The transcript has 3 exons. The record is from RefSeq and is a predicted model, not a curated record. NCBI's taxonomy places the organism in Eukaryota, Metazoa, Chordata, Mammalia, Artiodactyla, Balaenopteridae. Gene Ontology annotation, biological process: protein O-linked glycosylation. Gene Ontology annotation, molecular function: acetylglucosaminyltransferase activity.